Messenger RNA from Penicillium oxalicum, 1272 nucleotides. RefSeq lists its product as uncharacterized. The transcript has a single exon. Bases 1 to 1272 code for a protein of 423 amino acids. Lineage: Eukaryota; Fungi; Ascomycota; Eurotiomycetes; Eurotiales; Aspergillaceae. The record is from RefSeq and is a predicted model, not a curated record.
AUGAAGGGUACUUCAUUACUCUCCUUCAAAGCCUGGCCGAAGAUACAUCAGCCGCUGCCUCGGACGCCACGCGAAUCUCAGCAACUCCUCAACGCCCUCACUUCUUCCUUCCGACGUCAACUUGACCGCACCUAUCCGUCACCGAACACGACUGGGCAAACGAGCGAUCGCCCGCCAUUGAAUACCGAGUCGUCUGCACAUGCAACUGAUCAACAUCUGCACAGUAUUUUGGACAACCCAUUGUUUCGUAUAGUGCCCCAGAAGAUGCAGACCGUCGAUCGCGACCCAAACAGUACUCCUUCAACUCAACGUUCAGAAAAUGCAUCCGAGCUCCCGAUGGUUCUCUUCGACCAGGCAUUCGCUGCGGGAACCGCAACACCUGCUUUCAUAACCGACUGUUUGAAAUCCCAGCUGCUACUUGCGAGGUCAUCUGGAGAGAAAGAGUUACGGAACGCCAUGAAGAUCACCCGAGCUGGCUCUAAAGUCGCAAACUGGUUCUGGGCCUCUGACGGUGCCUCGAGACAAUCAUUGCUGCAUAACAGAGCUUCUACUGGCUCUUUGACCAAAUUCAUGGUUGCAGAAAGUCUUCAAGAUACGGUGUUGGAGUGGUUGAAGAUGCUGCUGACUGGCGAUCUCGGCGGAGUUGAUGGCAACAUGACACUGGACAGAGCUCGAGUGACUUUCAAUCAUUUGCUUCAGGAUCUUCUUGACGCCGAGAUUCGAUACGGUGCUGGUCUAAGCUCGGCUAUCACAUACUAUCUGCGUGCACGUCGCUUACAGAUCUUAUCUGGUGAACUUCAUGCGGAUCUGAAAGCUGCCAAGUCGCUGUUGCUCGCGCCAGGUGCUCAACUGGCCCGUACACUCGAGGAGCAGAAACCAUCACCGACUGAACUCCCCAUUCACAUAUUCAAUGAUUAUGCCGAGAUUAUCUCCGCCUUGUCAUCGUCACGGUCUCUGCUGUAUUCCUCGGUAACUCUCUGCCAUCCGACUCAUCCAGACCCAACCCCGUUCAUUCACUACGUGGACAGUCUAUCGCCCAAGAAAUUUCAAAAAUGGAGCGUUGUCCGUCAGGAUGCGUUUUUGCGGAUCAGCUGUGAUGCUCUCCGCUCCUUGAUUGACCGGAAGAAAAUUCGGGUUGCAACCAAUCUUGGACACCAGAUCCAAGAGUUGCUUCCGGAGGAGACCGCGGCUGCAAGCAUCGGGGCUUCUCGCUCUCGGGUCACCGAGGAGGAAGAUCAUCUUUUGCAGCGCUUGAACAUGAGCUGGGCAUGA